Prosopis cineraria is the source of this 1099-nucleotide messenger RNA. RefSeq lists its product as uncharacterized. The record is from RefSeq and is a predicted model, not a curated record. Gene Ontology annotation, biological process: box C/D snoRNP assembly; maturation of LSU-rRNA from tricistronic rRNA transcript (SSU-rRNA, 5.8S rRNA, LSU-rRNA); snoRNA localization. The coding region runs from base 337 to 735 and encodes 132 amino acids. Gene Ontology annotation, cellular component: nucleus; pre-snoRNP complex. The transcript has 7 exons. NCBI's taxonomy places the organism in Eukaryota, Viridiplantae, Streptophyta, Magnoliopsida, Fabales, Fabaceae.
CGGUCAUCUUCUCGUACAUGAAAAAUUGAAAUUGAAACCCUCAAGCAGGUAACCUGGCAUCACACAUCAGCCUCAGGUCAGCACUCACUCGGUAUCGCUUCACCUUCACCUAAGCUCCUUCCCUACCUCUGCCUCUCCCCUCUCAAUUCUCUUCUCUGUCUCUGAUUCGAAAAUUCCCUCUUCCCUCUGCCGCCUUUCUUCUCUUGGUCUCUCCUCUUUCUCCGACGACCACCGCUGCUACCCUCACCCUAGCCCUCCACUGUUGCCCUGUUCUUCGUCCUUCGAGUUCCUCCUCUGUUUCUGUACUUUUUCACCUUGUUGGGUACCUCAAGUUCAAUGGGUCCUCGAUUGUGUCAGGUUUGCGAUGAAGCUCAAUCAAAGUACAAGUGCCCUUCAUGCUAUACACCCUACUGCUCUCUGGCCUGUUUUAAGAAGCACAAAGAAAUUCCGUGUGUCAAGCCACCACCUUCCGAUCUAAAAAGGACUGCCAUUCCAGAAUCGCAUGUACAAAAGCCAAUACUUGUUGAUGAACCCAGCGAGGUGCUGCAAAAAUCCCAACUAGAUGCCAUAGCUUGUUCCAGUAAGAUUCGCAGUGCUUUGAAUGAUAAGGCCCUUCAAGAACUAAUUUGCAGUAUUGAUUGUUCCCCCGAUGCAGAGAAUGCACUUGAUAAAGCCAUGGCAGAGGAACCGAUUCGAUUGUUUGCGGAAGAGAUUUUGUCAAUAAUCAAUCCAUAAGUGCGGGCAACUGUUUCUGGUGGAGGAAUAGGUCGUAGAAAGUUUACGUAUGCAAGAAGUUCCAGACUUCUAGAUGAUGAGAUGAGAUCCUUCAGAUCAUGCCAGCUGUUACCUAAUAUUUGUUUUUUAUGAUCUAUACGGCAUCCCGUGACUUAGCUUUUGAUCAUAUUUAAUUUAUCAAUUUUAUUUUGUAUGGUCGCACAAAAUUAGUUCAGAGUUUGUGUGUCAGUAACAAGAGUGUAGAUAGAAAAUAGAAUCCCCAAAUUUCCAUGUGUUUACUUUUGCAGUUUUGCUUGACUCUUGAAACGAAGCUUCACUCAAGUUCACGUUCUAACUUGAAGACGAGUUCUGAUAUUUGUCAUAA